Ilyonectria robusta is the source of this 1115-nucleotide messenger RNA. RefSeq names its product glyoxalase-like domain-containing protein. Lineage: Eukaryota; Fungi; Ascomycota; Sordariomycetes; Hypocreales; Nectriaceae. The record is from RefSeq and is a predicted model, not a curated record. The coding region runs from base 41 to 946 and encodes 301 amino acids. The transcript has a single exon.
CACGCAAUGCGUGACGCGAUGUCUUCGGAUCAAACUCCCGAUGCUACCCCUCACCAUCGAAGCAAGUAAACUCAAGAGCGUAAAUAUUCGCACUCCAUCCGUCAAAAUGUCGAAUAAAUCAAGCCCACGGCCUAUUCUGGAUCACAUCGUCAUCUUAGUCUCGUACGACGAGCUCUUUGAAUUGCCCAAGCGUCUCCAUGACGCCCUCACCAUCAUCCAUGGCGGCGAGCACGCCGACGGAUUGACGGUCAACAAGCUGGUCAUCUUCCCCGACGGCACAUAUCUCGAGUUGAUUGCCUUCAACAAGGGCGCUGAUCCAGCCCGGCGGCGCAGUCACCGCUGGGGAAGCCUCAAAGAGGGGCGCAUCAUCGAUUGGGCAUACACUCUACCAGACGAGGCCGACUUCAGCCAGGUCCAGCAACGGGUCCGAGAGGGCGGCGCGGGAGUCACCUACAUCGAUCCUGUCGCGGGAGGACGGGUUCGGCCAGACCAGACCGUUUUGAAAUGGGCCGUAGCAUCGGCUCAGGACGCAGCGGGGAACCCUGUCUGGCCAGGCGAUGCCCCGUUUUGGUGUCUCGAUCGAACUCCACGACACUUGCGGGUGCCGUACCAAGAGGGCACCGAACGGCUGGAGCAUACAAAGCACGCCUCGAAAGCUCAGGGCGUCUCCAAAGUCACGGUUUUCUUGUCUGAGGAGGAUUCUUCCACGUUGAAGCCAGUCUACGACGCCAUUCAUACCGUCGGUCAAGAGACGGGGAGCGCCGAGGAUGGGUGGUCAUUUGACGUGCAUUCUGGUGCGACUCAGGGCACCCACCGGGUAUUCAUAUCGGCCUUGGUAAACAACGACACCAAGUCCGAAAUCAGGUUGACCCUUUUGGGGACCAAUCAGAGCCCAAAGGCCAUUGAACUCCUCCCCGGUUUGAUCCUAGACUUUGAGAGCGCGUAGUUCUCCCAGUUUUCUGGAAUGGGAAACGCCCAUCCCGAACUUACACCUCCCACUAUAGCACACUUCUUAUACGACUUCAAUAGAGCUUUCUACACUUCCCUUACAAUAUUUACCACUUCACGUCAUCUCUUCUAGAUUUGUGCUUCAAUUUGAAUUGUUUAAAUAUCCG